UCAAACUUUAACGCAUAUUUAUUUUUUUCUUUUUUUUUUUUUUUUUUUUUCUUUUUUUUUUUUUAUUUCGAAUUUUAAUUCACAUUUCAUGAUGUCUACGAUAGAUAUGAUUAUGUCAGACUUUUAUAAUGUUUUGUUUAAAUUACGUUAUCCUGAAAUUACUAAAGCAGAACCAGACAAUAUAAGUUCUAUUAUAUUUUCCGGUGAUAAUCGAAUUCAUUUAUUGUCAUGGUUACUUACGGAAAAAGUACCGAACAUUGCGAAUGAUUUAGAAAAACUUGAAGGUUCUGCUUUGCAUGACAAACUUGCAAUGUAUUAUUCUCAGCUUGGAAUUUGUAUUAACAAAGAUAUAUUAUUGGGUAAUUGUACAUUAGAGGAACAACUUCCUACUCUAACUCUAUUAUUACAAUUUGUUAAAAAUGUUUAUAUAAAUUCAAUUGAUGUUCCAACCAAUGAGGAAGAAUCAAUUGCAAAUUUAUUGAAAAUACAUUUUACUGAAGAUACAAAUAAUCCAAGUAAUACAUCCAUAAAACAGAGUUAUUCAGAAGCUGUAAAAUAUUUUGAAGAUUUACAAAAAUUAGAUGAUUCUAAUGAGUCAAAUAAUAUUUCUACAAUAAAAAACUCAUCUGUAGAUAGUGAAAACAAUGUAGAACAAAAUAAUAUUAAGGAACAAAAGAAUUUUAUUGUACAAAUUGAAAAAUUCAUGGAUACCUAUAAUAUGAUUUCUUCUUGGCCUGUAUCGCAUACAAGAAAUGAAAAUACUAAAGAAAAUAAUAUGGAUUCAAAUAUCAAAAGUAUACAUUCUAACUUCAUGAUUUUUAAACAGAUGUUACAUAUGAAAGAUGAAAUAUCCAAACUUAAGUUACCAAGUGCAUCACAAAAAAUCAAUUAUAAUAGAUCAUUGAAUUCACUUGUAGAGGACAUUAUGAUUUCUACAGAUGAAACUAUUGAUACAUUAUAAUGUUUAUUUAUAAUGAGUUUAUUGUUUACUCUUUGUAUGCCCAUCGGGACAUGAACUAUUAAUUUACUUAUGAUUCGUCCACAAAGAGUAAAUCAUAGUAUGUAAUUUUAUUGUUUAUUUCCAUAUAUUGAAUAAAUACAAAACUGAUGGUGAAUAAAAUAAAGGCAAUGAUAACAAAA
Messenger RNA from Vespa crabro (European hornet), 1140 nucleotides. RefSeq lists its product as uncharacterized. The record is from RefSeq and is a predicted model, not a curated record. Bases 89 to 961 code for a protein of 290 amino acids. The transcript has 6 exons. NCBI's taxonomy places the organism in Eukaryota, Metazoa, Arthropoda, Insecta, Hymenoptera, Vespidae.